Molecule: messenger RNA, 2868 nt
Organism: Heteronotia binoei (common prickly gecko)
Lineage: Eukaryota; Metazoa; Chordata; Lepidosauria; Squamata; Gekkonidae
Gene: LRCH3
Product: leucine rich repeats and calponin homology domain containing 3
Exons: 21
Coding region: 6-2318 (770 amino acids)
Molecular function (GO): protein binding
Source: RefSeq, a predicted model, not a curated record
CCCUCAUGGCGGCAGGAGGCGGCGGCCACCCCAGCGGGGGCGCGGCGGGGCCGUCGUCGUGGACGCGCUCCCUGGAGCGGGCGCUGGAGGAGGCGGCGGCCAGCGGCGCCCUCAGCCUGAGCGGCAGGAAGCUGCGAGACUACCCCCGGGGCAGCGCCGCCAGCCACGACCUCAGCGACACCACCCAGGCCGAUUUGUCACGGAACAGACUCGCGGAGCUGCCGCCUGAAGUUUGUCUCUUUGUGUCCCUCGAGAGCCUUAACUUGUACCAGAAUUGUAUCCGCUAUAUCCCAGAAGCCAUCCUGAACCUGCAGUCUUUAACCUUUCUGAAUAUCAGCCGGAAUCAGCUCUCGACGUUGCCAGUUCAUUUGUGCAGCAUCCCCUUGAAAGUUUUGAUAGCAAGCAAUAACAAGCUCGUCUCGCUACCCGAAGAAAUCGGAAACCUCAGACACCUGAUGGAGCUUGAUGUCAGCUGCAAUGAAAUCCAGACAGUUCCCCCCCAGAUUGGCAAUCUGGAGUCUCUGCGGGACCUAAACAUCAGAAGAAACCAUUUGGUGCAUUUACCUGAGGAGCUUGCUGAGCUGCCUUUGAUACGGCUAGAUUUCUCCUGCAAUAAAAUCACCACAAUCCCUGUUUGCUACCGGAACCUCAGGCACUUACAGACAAUCACGUUAGAUAACAACCCGCUGCAGUCGCCCCCCGCUCAGAUAUGUAUAAAAGGAAAAGUCCACAUAUUUAAAUACCUGAACAUGGAGGCAUGCAAAGUCGCUCCGGAUCUUCCAGACUACGAAAGGCGGCCGAUGGGAUUCGGUUCCUGCCACGAGGAACUAUACUCCAGCCGGCCAUAUGGAGCGCUGGAUUCAGGCUUCAAUAGCGUGGACAGCGGAGACAAAAGGUGGUCAGGAAAUGAACCGACAGAUGAAUUUUCUGACCUUCCUCUUCGAGUAGCAGAGAUUACAAAAGAGCAGCGAUUAAGAAGAGAAAGCCAGUACCAGGAGAACAGAGGGAGCCUGAUCGUCACCAAUGGUGGAGUGGAACAUGAUCUGGAUCAGAUCGACUUUAUCGACAGCUGCGUCACGGAAGAGGAGGAGGAAGAGGUGAGGCAACCCAAGAGCAUGGAGCCGGACAGCCUCAGCUCACAGUUCAUGGCCUAUAUCGAACGGCGAAUCUCACACGAGGGCUCACCAGUAAAACAGAUACCUACCCGGGAAUGUCAUAGGACAGAAGAUGUGAGAAGAUUCUUGCACCACAAUAGAGAUGCAGAGGAGUUAAGACGGCCUGAAAGUCUGAGUUUGACGCACGACAGGGAACGACAACAAACACCGAGGGGCUACUUGGACCGGGCAGAGAGGAGCUCCAGCGACUUCUCAUGCCUUGCGUCCCUGCCAAAUGCCCACAGUCAGGUCUCUCACUCGGAUGCGGAUCUGCACAGGAGGCGUGAGCAUUUAGUGGAGCGCACUCGAAGGGAAGCCCAGCUGGCGGUGCUGCAGUUUGAGGAAGAGAAGAUGAGGACAAAACAGAUCCAGAGGGAAGCUGUCCUCGACUUUGUCAAACAAAAGGCAUCCCAGAGUCCUCAGAAGAAGCAGAGUCCUCUGGAUAGUGAGUGCCCCUUUCCGUCCAGAAAGUCCCACCACACUGACGAUAGUGCCUUGCUGGUGAGUGACGACCGGUCAACAAUCUCACCAAAUUCACCUACUUCUCAAACAGUUCACCUUUCUGCUCCAUAUCCCGGCCCCGCCGCUGCUGCCGCUACAGCUCCAUCCUACCGAAAUUCUCCCCAACGUCCCGAGAGCUUCCUUUUCCGAAAUGCUGCCAGGGAUGACGUGAGCAAAGCCGCCGCACUGCCACCCUCUCCUGCCUCCGCUCCUGCUAACAGCGCCGAAGUCUGUAGCGAGAACCACAGUUCCAAGCUGCCGGAAGAAGAGGUCGAGCUGAUAGAGCAGCUACGGAAAAACAUUGAGUCACGGCUGAAAGUGUCCUUGCCCAGCGAUCUUGGCGCAGCGCUGACCGACGGGGUGGUGCUCUGUCAUUUAGCCAAUCACGUGAGGCCUCGCUCCGUUCCUAGUAUUCACGUCCCCUCGCCAGCUGUUCCUAAACUAACGAUGGCAAAGUGUAGGCGGAACGUGGAAAAUUUCCUGGAAGCUUGCCGAAAGAUCGGCGUGCCUCAGGAACGAUUAUGUUUGCCUCUCCAUAUUUUAGAAGAGCGAGGGUUGACGCGGGUGGCAGAGACUGUGCAAGCCCUUCUGGAACGGGCCCCCCCAAAACAACAACAGCACCACCACCACCAGCAGCAGCAGCAUCACUCCGCUGCUGUCUAGCCCUCCCAGUGACCUUGCUCCUUUUCCCUUGGCCCAGCCGAAGAGCUCCAGGACUAGACCGCUGGCUGGUGGCUCGUGUCCAGCACGCAGGAAACGUCGUGAUUGGAGGAGGAGGAGGAAAUCGAUAUCCGGGAUUCCCGAUGGGAAUAAUUCGCUUCGUUUUGCCACUUUUAGAAGAGGGGGGGGGGGGAGAAAGGUUCCCAUAGACCUUUUAACCUGUUUUUUUUUCGUUCUGUGUAAAGUGAGUUUUGUUGGGGAGGGAGCCGGGAGAGAGAGUUUUCACUGGCUGCCAGCCUUAUUUUUAAAGACCGGGAUGUGUCAGAAAACUCCAAGGUUCCCGCUAUGUGCCAUUCACACUGCGACGCUCUCACCCGUUUUGACAAGAAUUGCACCCGGAGCGCUUCCGGCUAGCCGAACCUUCUGUCGCCGUGCCCGCGCUCCUCAGUCAGCAGCUCCGAACCCUAACGAUAUUAUCCGGUUAUUGUCUAGCUUUGGCACACAGGCAACGUUGUGAUUGGAAGAGGAGGAGGAAAUAGAAAUCCGGGAUUCC